Echinococcus granulosus is the source of this 3000-nucleotide messenger RNA. RefSeq names its product Integrator complex subunit. The record is from RefSeq and is a predicted model, not a curated record. Gene Ontology annotation, biological process: snRNA 3'-end processing. Lineage: Eukaryota; Metazoa; Platyhelminthes; Cestoda; Cyclophyllidea; Taeniidae. Gene Ontology annotation, cellular component: integrator complex. Bases 1 to 3000 code for a protein of 999 amino acids. The transcript is spliced from 15 exons.
AUGGGCGAUGGGACGGGGAUAAGUCGGGAGGUUUCCAUUCAGAUAAUGGAAAUAAAUAGAGGACUGUCGUCACCAAUUCUUGGCGAGCAAUGCAAGGCAGUGGCCGAGUUUCCGCGCAUUCUUGAACACUACCCAUUUCCUGUCGUAAUUAAUUCCCUCUUCCUCAAAAUUACUGAGCUUUUUUGUAGCGGAACCAAUUCUAUACGAAUGUGCAUAUUGCAAUCGUGCAGUGAGUGUCGCUGCCAGUUGCUCAAACUGACGAUAUCUGAUGACAUCGUUCGGAAGCUCAUUCCGCUCGAUAGCAGCAGUGAUCCUAAUACCAGAGCUCUGAAUCUGAAGUAUGAUUUUUUCGUUUUCAUUGUUAGCCUCUUUGGUGUAUUAAGUGGUAUUGUGAAGGACAAUGUUAGCGUACACCAUAUCGUUAUGUCAAGGCUUGAGUCACAUUAUGAGGUUGAGUUAAACGCCGCCGUCUCGGUCGCUUAUGAUUUUGCCUCCAUAUCGAAAGCGUUUGCCAUAAGCCUAUGUCCUAUCUUGUGUGACUUAUUAAAGAAAGUUACCACUACUACUGAUAAUAAAUUGAAGUUGAUACCUCUUGGCGAGUAUGUCUACCAUGAUAUGACUUGUCUUCCCGAGAUGCGAGAUUGUUUGAAAAAUCUUCUUAGGUCUCAUAAGGUCGCCGGAUUUGUGACAGUCAUAUGUGACACUUUAACGAAGCUGGAAAUCCAUUCUCCCGUCUGUACUUCUAAUCAUAUUGAGCUUAUAUUAAGCUAUUUCGACGCCAGCGCAGACACCGAGGUGAGAGCAAAUCUCCUCUCCAAUUUGUCGAGCCUAGCGGACAGACUUCCAAAUCAGUGGACUCAGUCUCAUAUUUCACAUUUAUGUAGAGUCUUUUCCAGCAUUUCCGCGACAAACGAAGAAAAAGAGGUGAUUCUCAUGAUAUUUUAUCGUUUAACUUCGUCUCUCAACUAUGAUGUACUUUAUGGCGACGCUAAGGAAUCAGACGGUGUCAGUGUUAGUGCGUGCUUGACACAGGCCCUUUGCUGUGAGCCGUCUCCGUUAUCUUCACUUUUACCAAACGCUCUCGCGUUGGCUUGUAAGAUCGCUCGAUGUGGUAAAACCGAUGAAGCGUUUAAUGCGGAAUUCGUUGCCUCGAUGCUCGUCGCAUCUCUUGCUCCGGCCAGUCGAGUAAACGAACAAUCUGACCGCACCCGCUCCUGGAUACUGAGUGAUUCCGGGCCUCCUUUUCUUGCGCUUAAGCUUCUUUAUUUUGAACUCCUCAAGUUCAUCGAAACUUUCCCCUCCUUUAUCUGUAUCAUCGACCGUAUCGAAUUCUUUAAAGAAGUUCAUAUGAGUGGUGAUCCCCGGAUGGCUCUGCUGUGUCAGUUCCUUGGUCGUGUUUGCGUUACCAACCUUCUCUGGCUACCUGAGUUACCGGUUCUUUUGGGGCAGUUGAAGGCUACCCGUAUGCCACUCUCUCCCGAGGGCACUCCUGACAAUCUUCUUCAGGUCUGUGUGCUCGUCUUCAUAGUAGCCAAUGGAUGUCCUUUGCUAAAGGAACAACAGCUUGAUCUCCUCACUACUCUGGCUCAAGCUAUCGAUAGUGCUUAUGGGGUCGAUCCAACGGAAGCGAAGUCGAUUGCAUUGGAUCCAUGGAUUGUCUAUCAACUCGCAUGUAAGGCUAGCUUGUACAGGCAACCACGCUUCGCUGCUCACCUGUUUGAACAACUAGCUUCACUGACCGUUACUUUGAAGAACACUUACUGGCUUCGUGGCCUGGCUAUGUUGAAUCGCGCUCAAGCAGAUCUCUAUGACGCUGCUUGUGAUCUGCCCCAAAGCGGUAAUUGGGUACCGAAGCUCUCUGCAGCAAUAAGCUCAGCGUCGAGUGCCAUGUUGAGGGCACAUCAUUUAUUCCUGGCAGUGGACGGGCAAACUGCACAUCGUUUCCAAACGGCCUACACGGAGAUACGUGCUGAGUUGCUGGCGUGCCUUGCUAGAACAUGUGACGAGGCCUUCCAAGCGGGCGCUUUCUCGCCGUCUGGCGUCUGCACCCGGUGGCAGCAUCUACGCCAAAUAAAUUUUUUCAAACUCGAGGAUGUUAAUUUGUCAGAGGCUCAUCCCCUGAAGUCGCUAGGUUCCUUGCUGUCGAUGUGGAAAAACCUCGAUAAAAGGGUGUGUGCCCUCAUUCAACAGUGCGUGGAUGCUGAUCCUUCAACUUUGCGCCAUUUGAAUGGUAUAUUGGACCUCAUUCGCAUUUUCGUCCAAGCUUUAGAAGAAUGUGGACCUGGCACAUCGGAAGAUGGGAUACCCGUGCGUGCCGAUCCAAAGGAUCUGGUUUCCGCAGCAUCCCAUGAUAGCUUUGAGACAGCGGCGGCAGUCUUGCGCCGUCACCUCUCUGUUGCAUCACCCUCCCCACAACUUUUAAUCCACAUGUUGACUCUUCUGGUGUCCAUGACACCUUCCAGUCUGCCCACCUUCUUUUUCGUUCGAAAACAAUUCACUCAAAUAUAUCUGGUUCUUAUCCCCUCUACCAACAAUGCUGACCCUCUCACAUUGCCUCCGGGUGCUUCUCAUGUGCUCCAGGUGAUGGGUGUUGUGACACAAAGGCAAAUGAAAAGCCGGUGCAAACCCCUACGAGCAGUAACUGGAGUCAGUCUAAUUCUCACCCUUCACCGCCAACAGGCUAAUAAAUGUAAGUCGCGCGAGGUCUUAAUCACGAAACUCCUCCCCGUCAGCGGUGACUUCUUCACGGGAGAGUUCUGUUUGAGCUUACCGACUAAGACCGAAGCGUGUCGAAUCACUGUUGAAGCGACUCUGAUCGAUGAACAGCAGAGAAGGUGGCGGCUGGGCAAGGAGGCUGGCGCGAUGGCCUUCCUGAACAUCCGUCUGGAGAAUGUUGCUGGUAGUAGCAGUGUGGGAGACCCACAGGGGACCUUCGAUGACUUCGGCCUACCACUGUCAGUCCAGGUGGAAAGGAUUCUUGGAACCACAAUUUCAUCAUGA